Sinocyclocheilus rhinocerous is the source of this 1340-nucleotide messenger RNA. Its product is annotated as pro-cathepsin H. The record is from RefSeq and is a predicted model, not a curated record. Gene Ontology annotation, molecular function: cysteine-type peptidase activity. The transcript is spliced from 13 exons. Gene Ontology annotation, biological process: proteolysis. Bases 58 to 1050 code for a protein of 330 amino acids. NCBI's taxonomy places the organism in Eukaryota, Metazoa, Chordata, Actinopteri, Cypriniformes, Cyprinidae.
CUCAUGUAAAGAGAUCUUAUAUUAUGCUGCUGUUAUGAAUUGCUCGCAGGCUUGAAGAUGAACAUGCUGUUUUUACCGGUGCUGUUUGCCGUUCUGUAUCAGGUGCAUACAUUGCCACUGCACACUGAGGAAGAUGAGUAUCUUUUCAAAUCAUGGAUGUCUCAGUAUGACAAAAAUUAUGAGAUAAAUGAAUAUUACCAGCGACUACAGAUAUUCCUGGACAACAAGAAGAAGAUUGAGCGCCAUAAUGCAGGAAACCAUAAGUUUUCAAUGGGACUGAAUCCGUUUUCAGACAUGACCUUUGCUGAAUUUAAAAAGUCCUACCUCCUGACAGAACCUCAGAACUGCUCCGCCACUAGAGGGAAUCAUCUGAGCAGUAAUGGGCCUUAUCCUGAUAUGAUUGACUGGAGAACGAAAGGAAACUAUGUAACUAAUGUCAAGAACCAGGGAGCUUGUGGUAGCUGCUGGACUUUUUCCACCACAGGCUGUCUGGAGUCUGUCACUGCUAUUGCCACGGGGAAACUCCUACAACUAGCAGAGCAGCAGCUUGUAGACUGUGCAGGUGCUUUCGACAAUCAUGGCUGCAAUGGUGGCCUCCCAAGUCAUGCCUUUGAGUACAUCAUGUACAACAAAGGUCUUAUGACAGAGCUAGACUACCCCUAUACUGCUAAAGAAGGUGAAUGCAGAUUCAAACCAGACUUAGCUGCUGCCUUUGUGAAAGGUGUUGUAAACAUUACAAAGUAUGAUGAAAUGGGAAUGGUGGAUGCUGUGGCCAGGUUGAACCCUGUCAGCUUUGCAUAUGAGGUGACAUCUGAUUUCAUGCACUACAAAGAUGGAAUAUAUACCAGCACAGUGUGUCAUAACACUACUGACAUGGUGAACCAUGCAGUGCUUGCUGUGGGCUAUGCUGAGCAGAAUGGAACUCCAUACUGGAUAGUGAAGAACUCCUGGGGAACCUACUGGGGAAUUAACGGAUAUUUUUACAUUGAGAGGGGAAAGAAUAUGUGUGGACUUGCUGCGUGUUCAUCCUAUCCUUUACCUUUGGUGUAAAUAACUGAAAUGUAUUUUCUUACACCAUAAAAAGGGAGACAAGUUAUUACAUUUUACUCUCACACAAAAUCAUUUUAUGCACAAUGGACAACAUCUUCAUAAAUGAGUUGUAGUCUAUACUAGCUGUCAGUAAAUAAGUUAAAUACUUAUUUAACUUUGUAAUAAAUAAUUAUUCACAUUCAUUUAAAACAUUCAAUGACACCCCAUUUGCUCUUAAUAUGCUUCAUUUUGUUUUUAAAGUUGUCUGCUUUGUUAAGAUUUUAAGUACAAAACUAUUGUACUGAACUAAA